AUGGUUCGCACAACUGUUGUGUCUGCUCCAGGGAAAGUUCUCAUCGCUGGUGGUUAUCUUGUUCUUGAUCCAGCAUACCCUGGCACAGUCGUGUCCACUUCCUCUCGCUUCUACACUGUUAUUCAAAGCCAGGAACUUUUAAGUAAGAACACGAUACGCGUGCGAUCACCGCAAUUUUUGGAGGCUACGUGGUCGUACUCGGUGCUCUUUGAACCAGCUGUUGCUGUGGAAGCAUCGCCAGAGAACUCCAGCAAAAAUAAAUUUGUUCACCUCGCACUGCAGAAAACCAUUGCGUUGGCCGUGGAACUGCGGGGUGCUGCACAAAUUCAGGAAGCAUUGACGCAUGGCUUUGACAUAGCCAUUGUCGGCGAUAAUGACUUUUAUUCUCAACGCGCGAAGUUAGAGUCCCUGGGCCUUCCCCGUACACUCGAUUCGCUUACUGAAAUAACACCCUUCUGCGCAACAGAAGUUCAUUUGUCUGAUGUCCAUAAGACUGGUCUCGGUUCUUCUGCCGCCCUGAUCACUUCCCUCACAUCUGCCAUCCUUGUUCAUCUUUCUGUGAUCUCCGAGUCAUCGCUUGCUGAGGAUGACAGCAGAGAUAGACGGCAGGCUCAUAACCUUGCCCAAUAUGUUCACUGUCUGGCUCAAGGGAAGGUUGGCAGCGGCUUCGAUGUCUCAGCUGCUGUCUUUGGUAGCCACCUUUACUCUCGGUUUGAUCCAGCAGUCAUCCAGGAUUUAAUGAGUGACGACGCAUUACCAUCACAACUGCCGUCUGUGCUAUCGCCGUCUAACGCAGCUUGGAACUACCGCAUCGAACCAUUCAAGCUCCCGCCCUUGACUCGGAUCGUGUUGGCCGACGUCGAUGCUGGCAGUGAUACCCCGUCGUUGGUAGGGAAGGUAUUGAAAUGGCGCAAAGAAAACAGCACAGAAGCUGAGGCAUUGUGGAAGAACCUUGACCAGCAAAAUCAGUCCUUGGCCCAAACCCUUCUCCACCUGGGAAAGCUCGCCGAAGACGACUACGAGAAUUACGCGAGUGCAGUGAAAUACAUUUGUUCUUUGCAGCCUGUACAACAAAUCCUCUACAGCCCGCUUCGGAGCAACCAAUCAUUGCAGCAUUCUAUGAAGCCCACCAUAUCUGCCAUCCGUGAGAAGAUGAGGGAGAUGGGCAAUCUUUCUGGAGUUCCAAUUGAGCCGAUUGAACAGACAACAUUAUUGGAUGCUUGCGCUUCACAAGCCGGUGUAAUUGGAGGUGGAGUUCCGGGCGCCGGGGGAUAUGACGCCAUCUGGCUUCUUGUCUGUGAUCCCCCAAGUUGCGCACCAGAUCAAAGCCCACUCGAACGCAUUGAACAUCUUUGGUCUCAUUACGAAAAGCUGGACGUUUCACCUCUAUCCGCUCAGGAAAGCACGGCAAAGGGUGUCAGAGUAGAGGCGCUGGAUGAUAUACCUGGGUUGAAGAAUGCUAUAUCUGUGUCUUGA
Laccaria bicolor S238N-H82 is the source of this 1476-nucleotide messenger RNA. RefSeq lists its product as uncharacterized. Gene Ontology annotation, biological process: isopentenyl diphosphate biosynthetic process, mevalonate pathway; ergosterol biosynthetic process. The record is from RefSeq and is a predicted model, not a curated record. Lineage: Eukaryota; Fungi; Basidiomycota; Agaricomycetes; Agaricales; Hydnangiaceae. The coding region runs from base 1 to 1476 and encodes 491 amino acids. The transcript has 8 exons. Gene Ontology annotation, cellular component: peroxisome. Gene Ontology annotation, molecular function: phosphomevalonate kinase activity; ATP binding.